GAGUGGGCAUCUCCGGACCAGCACUUCUCUGUGCCUCAUCCAGAGAAGUAAACAUGGACGAAUGGGCGCCUCGGGCACUUCUGUGAUGUUGCUGUAAGAAUGCCGCCGCCGCGGAUUUCCCGAAUCUUCGCCUUUACGCUUCUGUUGUGCGGCGUUUGGCUGAAAUCCGCAGCGCAGCGUGGAGCAUUUGAAGUGUUGAUUAAAGUCCAGAUCUUUGACAAUGGUGACCUUUCAUCUCUGAAAGAAGCUGCAGUUCAGGUGCAUGGGAACCAAUCCAUCUUGGCAUCUGGCCUCACAGGGGAGGACGGUAUUGUCACGGUUAACUUCCUGUACCGCCCAGGAACUUGGGUCAUUGUCUCAGCCUCCAAGCAUGGAUUUGUGACCAACUCUGCACCUUGGCAUGCCAACCGCAUCCCCUUGUAUGCUUCAGUGAGCCUUUAUCUGCUUCCCCAAAGGCCAGCUACACUGCUUCUCUAUGAUGAUGUGGUUCAGCUCCUGCUUGGUUCUCCAGGUUCCAAAAAUCAUCCAUGGGUACAGCUCCAGAGAAAAGCCAUUGGACCCACAGUCAACGCCUCCCAAGUCACUCUCUCGGCCAUGCUCACAUCCACAAGGAGCCAGUAUGAGCUUGGUGGCUUUCCCUACCCCAUCGGCCUGGAGAACAACAGCACAGGCUUGAACAAUAGCUGGGUAGAGCUGACUGCAGUGGCUGCAGUUUGUGCCACGCUCACUGGACCCAAUGGCACUGAGGUGCAGGUGUCAGAACCCAUCCAUGUUUCUGUCCCGCUUCCCUCAGACUCACCCCUCAAAUCUGCUACCAGUGUCCCCGUCUGGAGGUUUGAGGACAGGACAGGUCUUUGGAUUAGAAGUGGUGUGGGCUACAUUAAAAAAGAUGGGUCUCACAUGACCUGGAGUUUUGUGGCUUCACAUUUAGGAUACUGUCUUGCAGCUUUUCCAUCUGCUGGAGGCAAAGUGCUGAACAACUCUGGCCUCAGAGAUAUCACUACCUACCACACCAUCUUCCUUCUGACAAUUCUGGGUUUUAUGGCCUUACUGGUUCUCAUCCUGCUCUGCAUGUUGCUCUACCACUGCAGGAGGAGAUGCCUGAAACCCAGGCAACAUCGCCGUAAAAUGUAUAUCUCAUCUACUCUGGAGAGUGCCAAAAGGGACCAGGGUACAUCCACUUCCCAUCUUAACCUCAUAAGUGGAGGACAUUUGGAGACAACUUCCUCCACUGGAGCUGGUGUGAAAUCAGACCUGUCCUCUACAAAGGACUUGCACAGCUCAAGGGAAGACUUUUUCAGGCGCAAGCAACGCAAUUCCAAGGGGAACAGCAAACAAGGCGAGAGCUUCCCACUGCAUGUCUUGUGUUCUAACAAUACCAACAACUUAGAUCUCCUUCUGCAAGAUGACCAUAGCAUCAGUUAUAGUCCAACAAAUAAUUCUGAUGAUCUUAGGAGCCAUCGUCAUCCCCAUAAUGCCAAGGACAACCAAGGUUAUACAUCUGAUCCUCCUUCUCCCCCACAGCUGCUCCCAUUUGCUGGUCUCUACCAGGAGCAAAGACGGGACAGCAAGCCCCCAGAGUACUCUGCCUCUCAGGCUGCAGAUAAUUUAAACAGACCUGUCUCCAUGAAUGCACAGCCAGGCCAACUCGUCUUCUGCCAUUCCAUGGAGCAAAUGAAGGACAGCAUGUACCACAGUGUUGUUCCCACUUUAGUCAUCCCAGCACAUUACAUGCGCCUCUCCACAGAUCUGUCAUCCAUGGAACAGGCUGUGGAAAGGCAGCAGCAGCUGCAGCAUGAUAUGGAGGCCAUACAGGUAAGCAUGACAUUACCUUGCCAGCAGAGUCAACAGCAGCAGCAGGAUGCCAAGCUGCAGAAUGAGACAGAAAAUGCUAACCAGCAAGGAGAGGAGUCAGUGUCUCAGAACUGGAAUUCAGAUGCCUCCACCAGCCCAGUCCACAUCCCUGUGCUUUUCAACGAAUCUACCAUGACACAGAUGAAUGGAGAGCUGAAGGCUCUCACGGAGAAGAAGCUACUGGAACUGGGUGUAAAGCCUCAUCCUCUGGCCUGGUUUGUGUCCCUUGAUGGCCGUGCCAAUUCACUAGUCCGGCACUCCUACAUCGAGCUGGGUAAUGAGCCUCUACGGGCACCCCAAGAGCACCAUGCAGAGACAUACCCUGGGAACGCAGGAAGGUCUUCCCAGAGAAAAAGCAAAGAGGAAAGAAAAGCAAGGGAAGGAGGUGAGCGAAAGGGCCAUGGCAAGAUCUACUCUAAGCUCCCAGUCAUUGACAGCACUAAGCCCAGCACCAGCAGUGAAAGCCACAAAGGCCCCUACCCACCAGAGGAUGGAUCAAUGGCACCACUACUUGAUGACACUCCAGAGGUCAAGGGUGGAACAUUUCCACGUAAAGGACGCAGCCGGGACUACAGUGGCCACAGUAGCAACACAGAAGACCGCAGGGAUUUGGAGACCAGCCCUGAUGACGAUGACAAUGAUGGAGAUGACAAGGACGAUGAAGGCGAGAACAAGAAGAGCCCGUGGCAGAGGCGUGAAGAGAGACCACUUAUGGUAUUCAAUGUCAAGUAGUCCCCGCAAGCAUUCCACCAUGGACUCUUCAGUUUUCUUGUCUGGCACUAUUACAUUAAGUAGGGCAACAUGGUAUUGCAGUCAAGAAUCAUCAUGGAACUUUGUCUACACUGUUGCUUCUUACUGUGAGUCUCUUGACUCACUCAUCAACAAAAAAAAUGCACUGUUGCUUUUCUUGUGGACCAGUUUACAGAAGACAUAGUCAGAGAUGCAUCACCCCACCAGUAGAGACAAUAUGAUUUUAAAUGUGACUUGCCUCUACUGGACAGCAAGUACUCAAGGUUAAUUCUUUUGAAUGCCCUGCAAGUGUAUUUUUGUAGGAUGUCAACACCACUAAACCAGACUAUGCUAUUUUUUAAGCCUAGUUUAUUUCUUGAAAUAAUUUGGUGUGGUUUACUUUCUGAAAAAAUGUGACUACCCUGAAAAUGAUGUUCCUUCUUUAACGGUCACUUCUGCACUCUACUAGGAAUCACUAUGAGCCAUUUUUAAACUUAUUCGACAUAAUCCAUGGGCCUUAAAGAAUUUCUCAAAGGAGAGCGAGUGCCCAAAAAUUAAGAAGUGUUAAAAAGACAUAACAACUGAACUGUGGAAGGUCUGGAUAUGUUCAGGCUUUCAUGAAAAUUUGGUUUUUAAAUAAUUGGUAAGAAAAUAGAGAUGUAUAUGUGUCUGAAUCAAACCAUAACAAAAGGGAGCAAAAUAUGGCUGAGUUAAUGUGUUUAUUCUAAACAUGACUUUCAUAAUGAAACAAAUUAAAAACACUUUAGGAUAUUAAAUGGAACUUUGUCUUAGAGUUUAACUGGCAGUUUGUAUUUUCAAAGCUGAUUUUUACUGUCCAAUAACUCUAUGCUAUGACAGGCCAUAUAUAUAUAUAUAUAUAUAUAUUGUCACAUCCUCAAGAAACAUCCUUAUAUUGUAUGACAACUUGCAUACGCUGACAAUAACUAUGGCUGACAUAAAGCCUGUUACAUUAGUUGUCUUUUCAUUUUUUUAUUAAAAGAAGAAAUCUGUGUCAUCCGUAGUUUAAUAGAGACCAAAAUGGAUAUACAAAAAAGCUUUGUUUAUUACAAUCAAUAAAGUGCUGAAAUAUACAAUACAGCUUAUUUUUCCAGGGGAUAUGUGACAGCAGGAUAAAGCUGAAUUAAAUCAUUUUAAGGAUCAACUUCAUAUUUUUCCCCUUAAAAGUUCUUUCCUGGCAUAAUGUGGUCAUAAGCUGGUCUAAAUCAAGCAUAGACAUGCUUGUACUUGGCUGUGGUUCUUGCACUUGGUAUAAAAAGACACUUGUAAUGCUAGACUACUUCUACUGUCAAGAAGCAUUCUCCUAGUUUUGCAUUUUGGAAUGGUGAUGCAUGAAUGCUUUUACACUACAGGAAAAUUAUCAGGUAUUUUUUUUAACAUGAUUAAGUAUUGCUUAGUCAAGCGUGCUUACUAAACUUUGUGAACCACUUGUUUAAUAAUAGUGUAGUAAACUUAUAGUUUGGCCUCAUGUGUUAUUUUGUCUGUUUUCUGAUAAUGACAUUAUCUUACGUGUAAGAUGUACUAAUCUCUUAAGUGUUUCAAAUAAUUGUUUUUUUUGUUGCGUUGUGUCUUUAAAUAUCACACUUUUUAGAAUAUAAAUCAAUAAAUGCUACCCAUAGCAUGCCAAAGUACACACAAUUUAAAGUAAGAAUGAUGUACUAACAACCUGCCAUCUUAUCUGUCACAUUCUGUUUCUCUUGCUGCCUAUAAAGUGCCUUUCUGUGUCAGAAUCAGCCCCAGUCUUGCUGGUUUCACAUAGCUAUGUUAUUCAAAAUGACAAUCUGACAUAAAGGGCCACAUACAAAUAAGACAAGACGUCUGCACUGUCUUUCUUUUUGCUUCAGCAAGGCAUAUCCUGUGUCUAAUAAACCAACAUGAAAACA
Tachysurus vachellii is the source of this 4484-nucleotide messenger RNA. RefSeq names its product family with sequence similarity 171 member A2a (gene fam171a2a). The transcript is spliced from 8 exons. Bases 100 to 2586 code for a protein of 828 amino acids. NCBI's taxonomy places the organism in Eukaryota, Metazoa, Chordata, Actinopteri, Siluriformes, Bagridae. The record is from RefSeq and is a predicted model, not a curated record.